This is a messenger RNA of Leptosia nina, 987 nucleotides long. Lineage: Eukaryota; Metazoa; Arthropoda; Insecta; Lepidoptera; Pieridae. The record is from the annotation of a GenBank genome assembly.
AUGCCACGAAAAUUACUAAAAUUCUUAAUUGUAUUUGAUAAUACAUCAUUACUUUACUUUCCUGGCCAAUUUUUGUCUGGAAAGGUGUUAAUGGAAUUACAAGAUGACACGCCUGUAUUAGGUUUACAUUUCCAUGUAAUUGGCGAAGGAGUUGUCAGAGUUGGAAAUGGGCGCCAUGAGAGACUUUUUGACAAAGAAAACUACAUUGACUUUAGGAUGAGACUAUUAGGAGAACCAGGGCACAGUGCGUCUAUAUUGUCUCCUGGAAUCCAUAGCUUCCCAUUUAAACUGGGUCUACCAAUGGGCUUGCCCUCUACAUUUCUUGGCACCCAUGGUUGGGUUCAAUAUUACUGUAAAGCAGCAUUACGAGAGCCAAAUGGGCUAACCCACAAAAAUCAACAAGUAUUUAUUGUAAUGAAUCCGAUAGAUUUAAAUUUGGAGCCUCCAGUAUUGUCUCAAGAAUUUGAAUUAAAUGUAGAGCAUAAAUUGGGUGUAGGCUGUGUUGGAGGUGGAACAGUGAGCUGCCGUGUGUCUCUAGAUCGUGGGGCAUAUGUACCAGGUCAGAGUGUCGCACUUUCUGCACAAAUAGUGAACAACUCACGGAUUGCUCUGAAGUGUACAAGAGCGGCGCUUACUGAGACUAUACAGUACAUAGCACACGGGAAAGUAGCUGCGCGCGAAGUACGAGAAUUAUCCCGCCUCGCACAUGGCAAGACUCGUUCGGGGGAAACCGAUGUGUGGCGUGGCGAACUCUUGUACGUUCCACCCUUGCCACCUACCAACUUGCGUGGCUGUCAUCUUAUAUCAGUGCAAUACGAUGUGUUUUUUGUGAUAGAACCAAAAAGCCUAGAAAAAGAAAUAAAGCUUCAACUGCCUAUACUCCUGGGUACUUAUCCGUUUCGUGAUGUAGAUGAGGAAGCCCAUCCACCCACUCACUACCCGAGUACAUUGCCAAUUUUUAGACCCUGGCUGCAUGAAAAACAAUAA